UUUCUUCUAUUGGGAGGCAUGGUUUCUGCCUCCAUGGAACAUUGGAACACCGGGCACAGUCUCGAGAAAAGGAGCACCACAUUUGGACGAAAGGAGUGGGAACCCCAGGAUAUUGGCUACUUUUGCGGCGACACCUACACCAUUUGCCAAGGUUGGUUCAACCGAUGGAUAAACUGGCGAUUCUAUGUCAACAUGAAUGGCUUCUACGACGGGAUCAAGGGUCUCAACGGUCCCACUGAAAUGGAACUCAAGCGAUUGGAACUGGCCAGAAAACGGUUGGAAUUCCACGAGAUGAAGCUCAAUCGGACCCUCGAAGUUUGGGCUAUGGAGAAAGACUUAGUACUUGACGAGAUUCAACGCGAAGAAGAGCUUCAGAAGCUUAGAAUGACCAUCGUUCGUAAAAUAUUACACGGAAAAUCUAUUUGACUUCUUAAAUAAAGGUAUAUUUUGUCUUCAAA
Messenger RNA from Tigriopus californicus, 458 nucleotides. RefSeq lists its product as uncharacterized. The record is from RefSeq and is a predicted model, not a curated record. Lineage: Eukaryota; Metazoa; Arthropoda; Copepoda; Harpacticoida; Harpacticidae.